AUGGCCACCUCCUCAAAGCCACUCAAGCGCAAAGCCGCCUCCGGGAAGUCCUGCAUCAUCUGCUACGAGACAGGCACGAGCUUUCCAGCAACCUCAGCCAACUGCAACUUCGCCCACCGCAACGACGUCUGCGCUCUCUGCUGGCGUCGCUACGUCAAGAUUGAAGUUCUUGACCACGCGCAGGAGCAGGUGCGAUGCACCCAGUGGGAUAUUUGCGGGGCGCACAUCACCCAUGGAGAUCUGAAGAGGAUUGCUAGUAAGCCGGAUAUGGAGCACUACGAUUGGCUCAUCCGCUGUGCCCACGCAGCAGAAACAGGCGAACGCGAAUGUCUUGCCGACAUUGUCGACGCCGGCGGGAACCUCGUUACGUGCCAUCACUUCCAAGUCCACGACGAGGCAACAUCAGGUCGAGUCUACGUGUGUGGAGCUUGCGGGAAUCAGCAAUGCAUUAGUUGCAGCGUCGCGGAGCACAGUGGCGAGAGCUGCGAGGCCUUCCGACACCGCCUAGGAAAGCAGCAUGGUGCCGAAGAAGACGAGACGCUACGAGCAUUUGAGCAAGGCUACCUCGGCGUAGAGAAGGUCGGGAUGUACGGCAAGGAAGUGAUGAAGAAGAAGAACCCGAAGCCAUGUCCGAGGUGUGGGCAGAUGAUUGAGAGGGAGGGUGUACGCUGCGCCAACCAGUUCUGCUCUACCUGCAAUGCUGCUUUCUUCGGCAGAGGCAGUGUGCCGGAGGUUGGUAAUGCGGCGCAUGCGGAGUACUGUGCGUAUGCUAAGCGCGAGGUGGAAGAUCGGCGGUUCAAGAGGAAGGUUAGGAAGGUGAAGGGUGAAGCUGUGGAUGCGGUAAAGGCGGAGAAUGACGCGAUGAAAAUGGAGGCCAAGGAUUACAAGCUGGAAUCACCUGUGAAGGACGAGGAGGUGGAGCCAAAAGUCAAGCAGGAGGAUCCUGUGCCAAAGGUGGAAGAGUCUUGCAUCAAGGAGGAGUGUUCUCACGAGGGAUGA
Saxophila tyrrhenica is the source of this 999-nucleotide messenger RNA. RefSeq lists its product as uncharacterized. NCBI's taxonomy places the organism in Eukaryota, Fungi, Ascomycota, Dothideomycetes, Mycosphaerellales, Extremaceae. Gene Ontology annotation, cellular component: cytoplasm; ubiquitin ligase complex. Bases 1 to 999 code for a protein of 332 amino acids. Gene Ontology annotation, biological process: ubiquitin-dependent protein catabolic process; protein polyubiquitination; positive regulation of proteasomal ubiquitin-dependent protein catabolic process. The transcript is spliced from 3 exons. The record is from RefSeq and is a predicted model, not a curated record. Gene Ontology annotation, molecular function: ubiquitin conjugating enzyme binding; ubiquitin protein ligase activity.